AUGUCUUACAUGACUGCCUUAUCACAUGCAGUUUCCGCAGGCGGACAACUGCCGAUGGGUUCCGGAUUACCGCCUGCAACCCAGGGCUACAUGUCACGGGUGUCAAGUCUACCGGAAGCCGCGUACACAGCAGCCCAGAUGUAUCCCGGUCAGAGAGCCGUAGACAACGGCGCAAACUCGUACCCCGCAAUGUCCAGUGGCGGUUUGAAGUCUGCGAGUUCCCUCGGACAACACUACUUUGUUGACGCCAUGAUGAAUCCGCACCCAUAUAGUUCACUGUACCCAGGUUUCGACAUGAGCUCUGUCCGACGUAAGAACGCCACCCGUGAGACCACUGGGCCACUUAAAGCCUGGCUAAGUCAGCACCGGAAGAACCCGUAUCCAACGAAAGGUGAAAAGGUCAUGCUCGCUAUAGCAACGCGGAUGACGUUGACUCAAGUGUCCACGUGGUUCGCGAACGCUCGCAGGCGCAUGAAGAAAGACAUCAACAGUGAUGAAGAAGAAGAUAAUAAAGAGAGUGAUGAUGACAAAGUUCGAUCCCGAAGCGGAAGUCUUUCCAGCCGCCUCUCUCAGACCAGCAGCGAGGCCGACAUCUCGCGAGAUUCCGACACUUCACAAGAACUUGACCAAUCUGACACCGACGAUAUUAUUGUCGCAAGCCGCCCCGUCAAGAAAUGCGUACAGCGUCUGUUUUCCCCAGAUUUGCGCCCAGAUUUCUCACUCGAUCCAUCUAGUUCACCCGAAAGCUUGCCAGAUCGUCAAACUGUGUCAAUCACUGACCGACUUCCGCCGAUGACUGAAAUGAUGACGUCACUUCAGUUCAAAACCGGACCCGUGACUGUUCUGACAUCAGAAAGACUUUCACCUCCCACAACAAGUAUCAGCGAAUCUCAAAAACCUAAAAUCUGGUCUAUCUCAGAGAUUAUGAACACCGCAAAUAAAACAGUAGAAACUCACCAAUCUUACUCGACAGGGGCCACACACGACUAUGCAAAUACUUACUCAGUUUACAACAACCAGGGCUACCCAUCCAAUGGGGCUACAGACUACUUCGGUUCUUACAUGAACAUGUUAUACGGUAGUGGUCAAGCGACAAACAACACUGCCCAGACCUCGGAUCCAGUACAGUAUUUAUAAAUAAAAUCAAAGUUAUGUUUUUCGCCAUUGACAGUACAUAUCGUUGCCUGUUAUGCAUAAUAAAGUGUCUUUCUUAUCAUGUA
Mya arenaria is the source of this 1220-nucleotide messenger RNA. Its product is annotated as iroquois-class homeodomain protein irx-2-like. Gene Ontology annotation, molecular function: RNA polymerase II cis-regulatory region sequence-specific DNA binding; DNA-binding transcription factor activity, RNA polymerase II-specific. Gene Ontology annotation, biological process: cell development; regulation of transcription by RNA polymerase II; neuron differentiation. Gene Ontology annotation, cellular component: nucleus. Lineage: Eukaryota; Metazoa; Mollusca; Bivalvia; Myida; Myidae. The transcript has 5 exons. The record is from RefSeq and is a predicted model, not a curated record. Bases 1 to 1137 code for a protein of 378 amino acids.